Messenger RNA from Baudoinia panamericana UAMH 10762, 1530 nucleotides. RefSeq lists its product as uncharacterized. Lineage: Eukaryota; Fungi; Ascomycota; Dothideomycetes; Mycosphaerellales; Teratosphaeriaceae. Gene Ontology annotation, molecular function: peptidase activity. Bases 307 to 1452 code for a protein of 381 amino acids. The record is from RefSeq and is a predicted model, not a curated record. The transcript has a single exon.
GUCCGGCGUUAUCUACCUCGAAGGGCAGUCGACCAAGAUGACGGAGGUACACUCUCAUGGUUGCUCUCAGUCUCCGCAUGUACAGAAGUUGACGGUGGUGCCAGGAUGACGAUCAAGCUACACACUUUCGGUGAUAUCACGCGAACGUCCCACUAUGAGAAGAGAUCAUGCAAUUGACAUGGCUCCAGUCAACGACGCCACUUCUACUACCUAAGCGGUUGCGACCUACCCGACUGCUUCUUCGCCUACGACAUAGCGGCCGACAAGAGCACGCUAUGGAUCCCGCCCGUGGACCCAGAGUAUGUCAUGUGGGCCGGCAUGCCACUCCUGCCCGAGGAAGCCAUGGAACGCUACGACAUCGACGAAGUUCUUCCCUCCGACGAAUUAAAGACCGGCUCAAGCCUUGUCAAGAUGCUCGAGAAGCAGCAGACCACGGUCUUCGCGAUCCAAGACCGCGCCGAUCUCGCCAUCUUCCACGCCGAACAUCUUCGCCAGUACGACCCGCAGAUCGACUACGAAUGGACCCGCAAAGCAAUAGAAGCCUGCCGUGUCAUCAAAGACGAACACGAAAUCGCCCUCAUCCGACACGCCAACAUCGUCUCCUCCUACGCCCACGAGCAGGUCCUCGCGUCCGUCAAACGGGCCAAGAACGAGCGCGAGCUCAACGCCGUCUUCGUCAUGCACUGCCAUGCCAACGGCUGCAGAGAACAAGCGUAUGGCUGUGUCUGCGCUUCUGGAACAAACGCCAGCACGCUGCACUAUGUGCAUAACGACAUGCCGCUCGACAGCCGGCUUAACCUUCUCUUGGACGCAGGAUGUGAGUCCAACUGCUACUGCGCGGAUAUCACGCGUACCUUCCCGCUCAACGGGACUUUCUCCAAAGAAAGUCGGGAGAUCUACGAACUAGUCUUGCGCAUGCAGACGGAAUGCAUGACCAUGAUCCGCGCCGGCGUGAAGUGGGAAGACGUGCACAUGCGCGCUCACGCCGUGGCGGCCUCCGGUUUGCGGGACUUGGGCAUCCUGCAGAAAUCCCUGAGCGUUGAUAACAUCCUAGAUAGCAAAAUCACCACCCGCUUCUUCCCACACGGCCUGGGUCACUACCUAGGCAUGGACACGCACGACGUAGGUGGGAACGCCAACUACUCCGACCCGAAUGAGUUCUUCGCUUAUUUGCGCGUUCGAGGCACGUUGCCUGCUGGGGCGGUGAUUACGAAUGAGCCGGGCAUUUACUUCCGUAAGUAUCCGUUUGAGCAGGAGCUCAAGGAUGGAAGGUGGGAUGGUGUGGUUGACCAGGGUGUGCUGGCGAGGUAUUGGGAGGUAGGUGGUGUGAGGAUUGAGGAUGAUGUUUUGGUUAAGGAGGAUGGGUGUGAAAAUCUCACCACGGUGAGCAGUGAACCGGAGUAUAUUGAGGCGGCGGUAAACGGGCGUGAUCAAGAUAGUGUGCGCAAGUAGUUAUUUGUGCUCCAAGUUAUCACAGCGUUAUCGCCACCUACAUAAGUACAAUAUAGUACACCAUUGCAACAUUUCUCC